AUGGUGCAGGCGGAGAACUUGCUACUAGACGCCGACUCCAACAUCAAAAUAGCCGACUUUGGCUUCAGUAAUGAGUUCACUGCGGGCAGUAAACUGGACACCUUCUGCGGCUCCCCGCCUUACGCCGCCCCGGAGCUCUUCCAGGGGAAAAAGUAUGACGGUCCAGAGGUGGACAUCUGGAGCCUGGGGGUCAUCCUGUACACACUGGUCAGCGGGUCCUUGCCGUUUGACGGACAGAACCUCAAGGAACUGCGGGAGCGUGUUUUGAGGGGGAAAUAUCGCGUGCCCUUCUACAUGUCCACAGACUGCGAGGGAAUCCUGCGCCGCUUCCUGGUCCUCAACCCUUCCAAACGCUGCUCGCUGGAUCAAAUAAUGAAAGACAAGUGGAUUAAUAUCGGCUUUGAAGGCGAGGAUCUAGUGCCCCACACAGAGCCUGAGGAGGACCUGAACAACACCAGCCGCAUCGAUGUGAUGGUAGGGAUGGGCUUCGCCAGAGAGGAGAUCAGAGACUCGCUGUCUACUCAGAAAUACAAUGAGGUCACGGCCACAUACCUGCUGCUGGGACGCAAGAACGACACGGAUGUCAGUGAGUCUCGCACGGCCAGCAGUCUGAGUCUAGCUCGAGUCCGACCCAGCAUCAUCACCAACGGUACCAGCAAACACACCACCUCCUCCUCUGCUGCACCAUCCUCUUCCUCCUCUGCCCACAAGCCUCAGCGCAGCGCCUCCACCUACCACCGCCAGAGACGGCACUCUGACUUCUGUGGUCCUGCAGUUCCAGUGUCGACUCACCCCAAGCGGAGUCCUAGUGGUGUAGGCGAAGUGGCGGGGCUUAAGGAGGAGCGUCUGUCAAGCCGCAAGCCAAGCACGAGCACCAUUGGCUCUCGGAGCAUCCCGACCCCCUCCAGCCCCAUGGUCAGCUCGGCUCAUAACCCAAACAAAGCCGAGAUACCCGACCGGCGCAAGGAAGUCACCACAACCCCAAACAACAUUCCUUCCAGUGCCAUGACUCGAAGGAACACUUAUGUGUGUACAGACCGAUCCAGCACCGACAGGAACACACUGUUGCAAAAUGGCAAGGAAAACAGCUCCAUAUCCCACCGCCUGCCCCCCUCCUCCCCCUCCACCCACAGCAUCGCCGGGGCCUCCGGGGUCUCGUCCUCCACGCCCUCCUCCCGCCUCUCCAGGGGCUCCACGGUGAGGAGCACUUUCCACGGGGGGCAGAUCAGAGACCGCCGCCCUCCCUCCCAUGCUCCCCCUGCUUCCCCAAUGCCAUCCCAUGAUGCCAGCCCCCUGCCCCACACCAGGACCCGGACCACCUCCACCCUGCUCAGCAAACUCACCUCCAAGCUAACCCGCAGGGUCACUAUUGACCCUUCUAAACGUCAGAGCUCAAACAAGUCCAUGUCGGGCUGCACCCUCCCACAGGGGACAAAAACAGUUAACGAACCUGAGAGAAUCAGCAGAUCUCCGGUCACAAGUCGCCAUCUAUCUGGGCAUCAGAAGGCGGCAGAGCCCCGGACCCCCCGAAGCGGAUGGGAUGUGAGGGUGCGGAGCCCUCGGGACCCGGCCGAGGUGGUGCUGGCGCUGCGUGAGGCGGCGCAGGGAUGCGGCUGCCAGGUGCACCUGGCCGGGCCCUUCCUGCUGUCCUGCACCCAUGGAGCAGCGGGCGCCCGCGUGGCCUUCGAGGCCGAGGUUUGCCAGCUGCCCAGCGGGCUGGGCCAGAGCAGUGGGGUGAGGUUCAAGCGCCUGUGGGGGGCGCCGCUAGCCUUCAGAGACAUCGCCACCAAAGUGUCCAAAGAGCUGGAGCUCUGAGGGCGGCUGGAGGCGGGGCGGACAAAUCACAGACAGGACAGCUUGAUACUAGAGGAGGGAUGAAGAGGAAGGUUGCCUCCUCCUCUUCAUCCCUGGGCUCUGCCUCAUCUGAUUUAGCUAGAGAUGCCUCGCCUCCGCCAAAGACCCUCUUCCUCUGAUGCCACCAAUCACAGCCAGACCAACGGAUGCACGGACAGACCGCCAUCGGCAGACUUAUGGUGACCUUUGACAUUGGAGCUGUCAGUGACCUCUGACCCCUGCUUGAAACACACCUCCAUAUUAUUUGAGCCCAUGGAGUCUUUUUAUUUUUUAUCACAACUUCAUGUUUGAUGUAAGGAUGUUGCUGAGAACGAUGGAGACUGAUUAUUGUUGACAUGUUAUUCCUAUUGUACCAUAUUUGUUGUCAUCAUUCCUUUUUAAAGAGCUGCUACUUAAAGAGAUGUUUUAAUGUUUGUCUUUUAAGUUUAUCUUCCCUCUAAUGCUUUUUUUAAAUGGGCAGAAGUUAGACAUCUGUUGUCGGGAGCAGACGUGACAUAUUUCAGAGGUGAGGCCGCAGUCCCACCACCGGCCUCUAGAGGGAGACAUGCAGAAAUACAGAGACUUGUGACGGAUUGAAUGAAGCGUCACAGCCUGUCUGCCCAUACAUUGCUCCCAGUUAGUGCUCAGUUGGGAUUUGGAUGUUAGUUUUCCCCCUCUCUGGUCCAGUGCUGCCUCUCUGCCUGCUCCACUCUGCUGGAGCUGCUGACAGAGGAGCCGCGCUGUCUAAAGGUCACAGGACCCCUCUGAAGUGUUGUUCUUGAUAAACUGAUCACUGUGCUCUGCUAUUUACAUAUAUGUUACUUUGCCCAAUGUGUUGUCCCAUGCUACCUUUAUUAACAAGCAAAACUCCUCUAGAAAAAUGUAAAAUGACACAACAUGUUUUUGGUUUAAAGUGUAAUGUUUGAUUGGUGUUCUUAUUACACAAGUAGGCACUGUUAUUGUUCUUAUUUGACCUACACAGGGGAAACCGAUAGUCACUUACAUUAUUUUCCACUCAGCAGGUUUACUCAAUUUAGUUUAGAUAGGCAGGUUUUGUUCAGCCAAUCAGAAUGCAUUAUUCUGAGUCCAAUAUGUGCUAAUUUAAAGGUUAUUUAAAUGAAAUGCAGUCAUUUUUAAAUGUAACUAAUGAAUUGUCUACCCAUUAAAAAAAAAUUAAAAAGAAAUUCCAUGCACAUAUCCAAAUGCUUUCACUGAGUGCCAAGACAACUAAUAAUAAUAAUAAUUGUGUGCCACAAAUGGUUAAAACAUUUAUUAAUUACUGGUGAAAUAGCAUGGCUUUUUUCUUGACUGGUUCCAGUUUUUAUCUUAAUAACAUUUAAACAAAUAAUUCAGAACGCCACCGUCUUAUUUUUUCCCCUCAAAUGUAGUGCAAUACAGCCACACACCUGAGAACCUACUGGAAUAAGCCUCCACUCAACAGGGCUCCUUGUUUCAUUUUCUUUUUGAUGUCGCUGAUAUGUUGUUAAAACUCAUUGAGCACUUUUUUGUUGCCAGGAAUGCAUUGUACUGCAAUGUCUGUUUUUAUUAAUUCCACAUAGUCUCACACAUAAUGCCCAUGAUUGACCUUCUGAAUGUCUUUCUUCCUCAGGAUUCAGUGAGGUGACAAAGUCAGAUAAUGAAACUGAGGUACAGAUAAAUCACUAUGGCCAUAACAAAUGGUUUAGUUCUUAACCUCAGCCACGCUACAAACUUUAAACCUUCGUCGACCAAUCAGGCUGCAGCACUGAGAUCAAAUUCCAGUAUGGCUGUACGAGAUGUUUGGCUGUUAAUCAAUCAGUUUCCUGCCGAAAAUAAAUUAAAAGCAUGCAACGUGAUGAAGGUUUAAGAUCUUUCAAAAAUAAGAUGUUCUUUUAUAAAAAAACUUUGCUACCAAGAUUCAACAAAAAUACACAGAGUGCUUCAUUGAUCAUACACUCACACUGACGACUCCAAAACCCAAAGGAUGUUGUACUUGUAUUGUUGUUCUACAAUGCCAAGAAAUGGUAACUUGUACUUUUAAAGUAUGCAGCACCUAACAGGACACUGAUCAGUGACAGGAAGAGCUGGAGGAACAGCAGUUUGGAUCUUUACGGCUGUGAGGUCUACAGGAAUGUCAAAUGGGAGGUUUUAGCUGCAGCAGGUAUCCAUGACGGUCUGAAAAUGUGAAGCUGUGAUUUAGGGCUAGAUAUUUUAUUUUUCUUCUUUCUGGUCCAACUGGGCUUCACUCUGAACCUGUUCUGUAGAUGCAGUUAGAGCCGUGCUUUAAGGCUAGAGUUCUGUUGUAUAGUGUGUUUGAAGCCGUGCUGUUAUCAAAAAAACGUAACUAAUGGGCUGAAAUAUGGAAAGGAUCGACCUGCAAUCCUGCAUGUCUCCUUGGAAAUAAUGUGUGACACAUAAAUAAAGACUUUCAACCUC
This is a messenger RNA of Notothenia coriiceps (black rockcod), 4248 nucleotides long. It is a transcript of the gene mark4b, whose product is annotated as MAP/microtubule affinity-regulating kinase 4b. Gene Ontology annotation, biological process: microtubule cytoskeleton organization; protein phosphorylation; intracellular signal transduction. Bases 1 to 1815 code for a protein of 604 amino acids. The transcript has 11 exons. NCBI's taxonomy places the organism in Eukaryota, Metazoa, Chordata, Actinopteri, Perciformes, Nototheniidae. Gene Ontology annotation, molecular function: protein binding; ATP binding; tau-protein kinase activity. The record is from RefSeq and is a predicted model, not a curated record. Gene Ontology annotation, cellular component: cytoplasm.